AUGUCCCGGCAGUCUGUCUGCAGAAGCUUUGGGGGAGGGAGCAGAAGGGGCUACAGCUCUUGCUCUGCCAUCGGCGGUGGCUUUGGAGGAGGUGGUGGCAGAAGCAGGAGCAGCUACAGCUCGUUCUCUAUGUCCAGGGGAUAUGGAGGUGGUGGACGUUGUGGAGGCUUUGGCAGCAGGAGCCUCCAUAACAUGGGGAGCAGCGGAAGGAUUGCCAUAGGUGGAUGCUACAGCGGUGGAGGUUAUGGAGGCAGAAUGGGUGGCUUUGGUGGAGGCUAUGGAGGACUAGGCAGCUACGGAGGAGGAAUGGGAGGAGGAGGAAUGGGCUUUGGUGGAGGAAUGGGUGGUGGUGGCGGAAUGGGUGGCUUCGGUGGAGGGAUGGGUGGCUAUGGUGGAGGAAUGGGAGGUGGAGGAAUGGGUGGCUAUGGUGGCCCAAGCUUUGGCUUUGGUGGCCCUGGUAGAGGUGGCCCUGGCAUUCAGCCCGUGCAGGUCGACACAACCCUGCUACAGCCAGUCCAUGUUGAGAUCGACCCCCAAAUCCAGCAAGUGAAAAACCAGGAGAAGGAGCAGAUCAAGACUCUUAACAAUCAGUUUGCCUCCUUCAUUGACAAGGUGCGCUUCCUGGAGCAGCAAAACAAGGUUCUCUCCACCAAAUGGGAGCUCCUGCAGCAGCAAGGGCCCUCGGGACCCAGGAAGAACCUGGAUGUCAUCUUUGAAAACUACAUCCAGAACCUGAGGCGGCAGCUGGACUCUAUUCUGGCACAGAGGGGACAGCUGGAAUCUGAGCUGCAGAACAUGCAGCAAUACGUUGAGGAUUACAAAAACAAGUAUGAGGAAGAGAUCAACAGGCGCACAACAGCUGAGAACGAGUUUGUGGUGCUCAAGAAGGAUGUGGACACUGCCUACAUGGCCAAGGUGGAGUUGGAAGCCAAGGUGGGAGCUCUGACUGAUGAGAUCAACUUCUUGAGGGCCAUCUAUGAGGAGGAACUGUCUCAGAUGCAGACGAUCAGCCGGGACUUGUCUGUGGUGGUGUCGAUGGACAACAACCGGCACCUGGACAUGGACAGCAUCAUCGAGGAGGUCAGACGCCAGUAUGAGCAGAUUGCCCAGAGCAGCAGAGCUGAAGCUGAGGCUUGGUACCAGAGCCAGUAUGAACAACUGCAGAGCACAGCUGGGAUGCACGGGGACAGCCUGCGCAACACCAAGAUCGAGAUCCAGGAGCUGACCAGGAACGUCCAGCGGCUGCGGGCUGAGAUUGAGAACGUGAAGAAGCAGAACCAGCAGCUGCAGGCAGCUAUUGCUGAGGCUGAGGAGAGGGGUGAGAUGGCUCUGAAGGAUGCCAGGGUGAAAUUGGAAGAGCUGGAAACUGCUCUGAGCAAGGACAAGGAGGAGCUGGCUCGCCUGCUGAAGGAAUACCAGGAGCUGCUGAACAUCAAGAUUGCCCUGGAUGUGGAGAUUGCCAUGUACAGGAAGCUGCUGGAGGGAGAAGAGAACAGGCUGUGCAAUGACGGAAUGUCCAAUGUCAAUGUCUCUGUGAUAGGCAGGACCACCAUCUCUGGAGGAAGAGGAGGAAUGGGAGGAGGAUUUGGAGGCAGUGGAAUGGGAGGAGGAUUUGGAGGCAGCGGAAUAGGAGGAGGAUUUGGAGGCAGUGGAAUGGGAGGAGGAUUCGGAGGCAGCGGAAUGGGAGGAGGAAUGGGAUCUGGAGGUGGAUUUGGAGGUGGAAGCUCUGGCGGCAGCUGUGGAAUGGGAGGAGGAAUGUACAGCGGAGGCUUCUCCUCUGGAAGCGGAAGGAUUUGCGGCUCUGGGGGUGGCAACUUCAGCUCCAGUGGUGGGGGAUCCUCCUCCAUACGGAGAUGCGUCACAACCACCUCCGUCAAGUCUUCAGGAGUGAGGUUCUGA
This is a messenger RNA of Phasianus colchicus (ring-necked pheasant), 1899 nucleotides long. RefSeq names its product keratin, type II cytoskeletal cochleal-like. Gene Ontology annotation, biological process: keratinization; intermediate filament organization. Gene Ontology annotation, molecular function: structural constituent of skin epidermis. Gene Ontology annotation, cellular component: keratin filament. The record is from RefSeq and is a predicted model, not a curated record. NCBI's taxonomy places the organism in Eukaryota, Metazoa, Chordata, Aves, Galliformes, Phasianidae.